Trichomycterus rosablanca is the source of this 12728-nucleotide messenger RNA. RefSeq names its product WD repeat and FYVE domain containing 3 (gene wdfy3). Gene Ontology annotation, molecular function: metal ion binding; protein binding. Lineage: Eukaryota; Metazoa; Chordata; Actinopteri; Siluriformes; Trichomycteridae. Gene Ontology annotation, biological process: aggrephagy. The record is from RefSeq and is a predicted model, not a curated record. The coding region runs from base 251 to 10777 and encodes 3508 amino acids. The transcript is spliced from 65 exons.
CUGGGAUGAGGAGCUUGUGUAGUGUCGGGAUGGCGAGAGAUAAAUAUGGCUUCUAGCUGAAUUCACGCCGACAGCGAGUCGAACGCCUGGAUUUUUGGGACCAUGAUGCGUGAAAUAUGGACGGUGAGAGGAAACGAAGGCUGUCAGUGAGUUUUAAGGUGUAAAUCGUGUCCGUUUAACGACCGGGUUCGGCGAGCUCGACCGUCCGCAGCCUUGCUGGGCCGGCUUCGGCCUGAAGAAGCCGCUCGCGAUGAACGUGAUGAAGAGGAUCAUGGGCCGGCCGCGGCAGGACGAGUGCAGCCCGCAGGACAACGCGCUCGGCCUCAUGCACCUGCGCCGCCUCUUCUCCGAGCUCUGCCACCCGCCGCGCCACAUGACCCAGAAGGAGCAGGAGGAGAAGCUCUACAUGAUGCUGCCCGUCUUCAACCGGGUGUUCGGCAACGCCCCACCCACCACGAUGCACGAGAAGUUCUCGGACCUGCUGCAGUUCACCACUCAGGUGUCCAGGCUGAUGGUAACGGAGAUCAGACGAAGAGCGUCCAACAAAUCCACAGAGGCAGCCAGCCGUGCCAUCGUCCAGUUUUUAGAGGUCAAUCAGAGCGAGGAGGCGAGUCGUGGCUGGAUGCUUCUGACCACCAUCAACCUGCUGGCAUCUUCCGGUCAGAAAACGGUGGACUGCAUGACCACCAUGUCGGUUCCCUCCACCCUGGUGAAAUGCCUUUACCUGUUCUUCGACCUGCCUCACAUGCCCGAGCCGCCCGCCGCCACCCAGACCGAGCUGCCCCUGGCCGACCGCCGCGCCAUGCUGCAGAAGGUCUUCGUUCAGAUCCUGGUGAAGCUGUGCAGCUUCGUGUCUCCGGCCGAGGAGCUGGCGCAGAAGGACGACCUGCAGCUGCUCUUCAGCGCCAUAACGUCCUGGUGCCCGCCUCACAACCUGCCCUGGAGGAAGAGCGCCGGCGAGGUGCUCAUGACCAUCUCCAGGCACGGCCUCAGCGUCAACGUGGUCAAGUAUAUCCAUGAGAAGGAAUGCUUGUCCACGUGCAUCCAGAACAUGCAGCAGUCGGACGAUCUGUCCCCGCUGGAGAUCGUGGAGAUGUUCGCCGGACUGUCCUGCUUCCUGAAGGACUCCAGCGACGUGUCGCAGACGCUGCUGGACGACUUCCGCAUGUGCCAGGGCUACACGUUCCUCACCGACCUCAUGCUCAGACUGGAGCAGGCCAAAGAGGACGAAUCCAAAGACGCUCUGAGGGACCUGGUGAACCUGGUGACCUCGCUGACCACGUACGGCGUGUGCGACCCGAAACCGGCCUGCCUGACCACCAGCGCUCCGUUCCUGCUGCCCGGCUUCGUGGUCCCGCAGCCCUCCGGAAAAGGUCACACGGUCCGAAACAUCCAGGCCUUCUCCGUCCUCCAGAACGCCUUCCUGAGGGCCAAGAGCGGCCGCCUGGCCCGCAUGCUCCUGGACGCCGUGGGCAACAUCUACUCGGCCGACCACGCCAACUACUUCCUCCUGGAGGCGCAGCACGCGCUCUCGCAGUUCGCCGAGCGCGUCCCCAAGCUACCCGAGGUCCAGGUCAAAUACUUCGAGCUCCUGGAGUUCGUGGUGUUCGUGCUCAACUACGUCCCCUGCAAGGAGCUGUUCAGCGUCAGCGUGCUGCUGAAGUCCAGCACGUCGUACGGGUGCAGCACCACGGCCACGCGCACCCUGCUGAAGCUCGGCCGCCACCACGCCGUGUUCAGCGACGUCUUCAGGGAGGUCGGGUUGCUGGAGGUGCUGGUCAACCUGCUGCACAAGUACGCGGCGCUGCUCAAGGACCCCACGCAAGCUUACGGAGAAGAGGGUGAUAACAGGAACGACGUCGCCGAGGAACAGAAACAGCUAGCCUGGCUAGUCAUGGAGACACUCACGGUUCUUCUGCAGGGUUCCAAUACUAACGCAGGUCUGUUCCGGGAGUUCGGAGGCGCCCGCUGCGUGCACAACAUCGUCAAGUACCGCCAGUGCCGCGAGCACGCCCUGAUAAUCAUCCAGCAGCUGGUGCUGUCGCCCUCCGGAGACGACGACAUGGGCACGCUGCUGGGCCUCAUGCACUCCGCGCCCUCCACCGAACUGCAGCUCAAGACGGACAUUCUGCGGGCGCUGCUGGCGGUCCUGCGCGAAAGCCACCGCUCUCGCACCGUCUUCCGGCGCGUGGGCGGCUUCGUGUACGUCACCUCCCUCCUAGUGGCCAUGGAGCGCCAGCUGGGCGCCACGCCCCGAGCCGACCCGGAUCCCGCCGCCUCCCUGGAGCUGCUGCGCGCCGUCUUCGGGACGCUGACCGCCGCCAUGCGCUACGAGCCGGCCAACGCGUACUUCUUCCGCACCGAGGUGCAGUACGAGAAGCUGGCCGACGCCGUGCGGCUGCUCGGCUGCUUCUGCGACGCCAAGAAGCUGGCGCCGGCGUGCGCCGCGCUGUCCGACUCCACGCCCUGCGGCCCGCGCACCUUCCAGAGGCUCCUGGAGGACGAGGACGCUCAGGAGGAGAGCGUCUGCCCCCAGCUGGCACACUGCGCCAAGCUCUUCAUCUACCUCUACAAGAUGGCGACCGACUCCUUCGACAGCCGUGCCGAGCAGGUGCCCCCCUGCCUGACUCAUGAGACCUCGCUCCCCUCCCCCUGGGGCACGCCAGCACUCGCCAGGAAGAGGCACGGCUACCACGCCUCCUCCAGCUCGGCUCCGGCCAAAGCCGUCUCGGACCUGAAGCUGCACCUGGGGAACUCCUCACAGCACUCUUCGGAUCCCGUGGUCAUUCAUCCGGGGGCCGUUCUGGCCACUCUGGACCUCCUGGCCUCCAUCGGCUCUUACAGUCAACCCGAGCAUGCGUUGGAGCUGCAGCUGGCCGUGGCGAACGUCCUGCAGUCGCUGGUGCACACCGAGAGGAACCAGCAGGCGCUGUGCGAGGCCGGCCUGCCCUCCCGCCUGCUGCAGCGCUGCAGCUGCGCCAUGAGCGACGAGGAGCACCCGCUGCACCCGCCCCUGCAGAGGACCUUCGAGCGGCUCGCCUCGCAAAACCUGCAGCCCAUGGCGCUCCGGGAGUUUUUGAGGUUGGGGAAUCCUCUGAACUGUGGCGCCUGGGACAAAAAGCUGCUGAAACAGUAUCGGGUCCACAAGCCAAGUUCCCUGAGCUUCGAAACUGAAGCUAGGAACUGUAUGACGGCGUCUAUGGAGGGUUUGGGCGCCGACAGCGUGUUCACGCUGAGCGAGGAGAGCAGUCCGUACCGCAUCAGCCGGAGCCUGGUGCGCACGGCCGAGGGCAGCGCCGUGCCCCUCACGCGGGUGAAAUGCCUGGUGUCCAUGACCACCCCGCACGACAUCAUCCGGCUGCACGGCUCCGCCCUCACGCCCGCCUUCGUCGAGUUCGACACGUCGCUCGAGGGCUUCGGCUGUUUGUUCCUGCCCAGUCUGGCCCCUCACAACGCACCAUCUAGCAACGGCAACACAUCUGGAGUGAGCGACGGGGCUGUGGUCAGCGGCAUGGGAGCAGGCGAGCGUUUGUUCCCUCCUCCGUCCGGCCUGAGUUACUCCACCUGGUUCUGCGUGGAGCGCUUCAGCACGCCCCCGCACACCCACCCGGUCCGCCUACUGACCGUGGUCAGGAGAGCCACGGCAUCCGAGCAGCACUUCGUCUGCCUAUCCAUCGUGCUUUCAGCCAAGGACCGGUCACUCAUCGUCUCCACCAAAGAAGAGCUGCUGCAGAGCAACGUGGACGAUUCCGGCGAGGAGUCGUCCUUCUACGAGCUGCUGCCCUGCUGCGCCCGCUUCCGCUGCGCCGACCUCAUCAGCGAGGGCCAGUGGCACCACCUGGUGCUGGUCAUGAGCAAAGGGAUGCUGAAGAACAGCAUGGCCACACUGUACAUCGACGGCCAGCUGGUCAACAACGUCAAACUCCACUACGUGCACAGCUCGCCGGGCGGCUCCGGGACCGCCAACGCCCCGGUGGUCAGCACCGUGUACGGCUACGUCGGGACCCCUCCUGCGCAGCGACAGCUCUCCUCGCUGGUGUGGCGCCUGGGGCCCACUCACUUCCUGGAGGAGGUGCUUCCCGCCGCCAGCGUGAGCACCAUCUACGAGCUGGGGCCCAGCUACGUGGGCGGCUUCCAGGCCGUCAACCUGCCGUGUAAAGACUCGAAGACGGAAGCACCUGCUCCCUGUCCUGUAUCUCUGGUCCCGGAGGAGAAGGUCUCCUUCAGCCUGUACGGCCUGUCUGUCUCCUCCCUCACCGUGGCCAAAAUCCGCAAAGCCUACAACAAACUGGACAGCAAGGCCAUCGCCAAACAGCUGUCCGUUUCAUCUCACGAGAACGCCACCCCGGUUAAGCUCAUCCACAACGCCGCAGGCCAUCUGAACGGCCCCGCCCGGACCAUCGGCGCCGCUGUGAUCGGCUACCUGGGCGUGAGAGCUUUCGUCCCCACCCCGGUGGCUACCACCCUCCAGUACGUGGGCGGGGCCGCCGCCAUCCUGGGCUUGGUGGCCAUGGCGUCGGACGUGGAGGGGCUGUACGCGGCCGUCAAGGCCCUGGUGUGCGUGGUCAAGAGCAACCCACUGGCCAGCAAGGAGAUGGAGCGAAUCAGAGGCUACCAGCUGCUGGCCAUGCUGCUGAAGAAGAAGCGCUCGCUACUGAACAGCCACAUCCUGCACCUGACCUUCUCCUUAGUGGGCACAGUGGACAGCGGCCACGAAACCUCCAUCAUCCCCAACUCCACCGCCUUCCAGGACCUGCUCUGUGACUUCGAGGUUUGGUUGCACGCACCAUAUGAACUGCACCUGUCCCUCUUCGAGCACUUCACUGAACUUCUGACUGAAUCCAGCGAGGCUGCUAAGAACGCCAAGCUCCUGCGGGAGUUCCAGCUGAUCCCCAAGCUGCUGCUGACACUCAGGGACCAGACGCUGUCUCAGUCCACCGUGGCCGCCAUCAGCAACGUGCUCAGCCUGCUCCUGCAGGGCUUCCCCAGCUCCUACGACCUGCUAAGAUUCGGCCAGUUCAUUUCCUCCACCUUGCCCACGUUUGCGGUCUGCGAGAAGUUCGUAGUCAUGGAGGUUACUAACGAAGAGAAGAUAGAAGGAGGAAAUGAGGAAGACUUCGGAGGGCUGCUCUCCUCCAACGUGAUCCUGCUCCGUAACCGCCUGCUGGAUAUCCUGCUCAAACUGCUCUUCAGCUCUAAGGAGAAAUGCGCCGUCAAUGCGCCGGCGUGCGAGGAGCUGGUGCGCACGCUGGGCUUCGAUUGGCUGCUGAUGUUCAUGGAGGAGCACGUCCACUCCAGCACGGUCACCGUGGCGCUCUGGAUCUUGGUGGUGCUGCUCAGCAAUCAGAGCAUCCUCGGCCGUUUUAAAGAGGGGCUCUGUGGAGGAGGCUGGCUCGAACACACCGACUCGGUACUCACCAACAAGAUCGGAACCGUGCUCGGCUUUAACGUGGGGCGCAGUGCAGGCGGGAGGUCCACCGUGCGCGAGAUCAACCGCGACGCCUGUCAUUUCCCAGGAUUCCCUGUCCUGCAGACGCUGCUGCCCAAACACACCAACGUGCCCGAGCUGUACUUCCUGCUGAUGGCACUGUUCCUGCAGCAGCCCGUCACCGAGCUGCCUGACCGCCUGCAGGUACAUUUCGACCUGGACUCAAUCUGGACGUUCAUCUUCGGUGUGCCAGCAUCAAGUGCCACGGUGGUGGGCUCCAUCCACAACGUGUGCACCGAGGCAGCCUUCCUUCUGCUGGCCAUGCUGCGCAGCAUGCUCAACCUGCCCUGGCAGUCGGAGGAGGAGGGUUCCUGGCUCAGAGAGUACCCGGUCACCCUGAUGCAGUUUUUCCGUUACCUCUAUCACAACGUGCCCGACCUGGCGCCCAUGUGGCACAGUGCGGACUUCCUGUGCGCCCUGGCUGCCGCCGUCUUUCCGUUCAACAUCCGGCCGUACUCCGAAAUGGUCACCGAUCUGGACGACGAAGCCGGCUCACCUACCGAAGAAUUUAAAGGUUUUUCGGGCGACACCGGGAUGAACCGCAGCCAGUCAGAGUACUGCAACGUAGGGGCCAAGACUUACCUGACCAAUCACCCGGCCAAGAAGUAUGUCUUCGACUUUAUGAGGGUGUUAAUCAUGGAGAACCUGUGCAUGACUCCUGCCAGCAAGCAGACGCCCAUAUUAGACCUCCUGCUAGAGGCCUCACCGGAGCGCUCGACCAGAACCCAGCAGAAGGAGUUUCAGUCCUACAUCCUGGAUGGCGUGAUGGAACACCUCCUCGCUGCAGAUGUUCUUCUAGGAGAAGAUGCGUCCAUGCCGAUCACGACCGGCGGAAGCUACCAGGUUCUGGUCAUGAACGUGUUUUACUUCGCCCAGCGGGUGGUGGACAAACUCUGGCAGGGGAUGUUCAACAAGGAGUCCAAACUGGUGGUGGAGUUCAUAGUGCAGCUGAUUAGCCAGGCCAAGCGCAGGUCUCAGGGCUUGUCCCUGGACUCCAUCUACCACUGCCUGAACCGGACCGUGCUGUACCAGCUCUGCCGACCGCACAAGACCGUCCCGCAGCAGGUGGCGCUCCUGGACUCGCUCCGAGUGCUCACGGUCAACCGCAACCUGGUGCUCGGACCCGGGAACCACGAUCACGAUUUCGUCUCCUGUCUCGCACACUGCCUGAUCAACCUGCACGCCGGGAGCAGUGUGGAGGGCUUCGGGCUGGAGGCCGAAGCUCGGAUGACCACCUGGCACGUGAUGAUCCCGUCGGAGAACGGGGCCGAUACGCUGCACAGUCAGGACGUCAGCGAGGGUCGUCAGUUGCUGCUGAAAGCCGUGAACCGGGUGUGGACCGAGCUGAUGCACAGUAAAAGACAGAUGCUGGAGGACAUCUUUAAGGUCUCUCUGCCUGUUAACGAUCGAGGGCACGUCGACAUCGGCACCGCCCGGCCUGCGCUGGAGGAGCCCGCCGCCAAGAGCUGGCAGAACCACCUCGCCCACGAAAAGAAAUGCAUCAGCCGGGGGGAGACCGUGAUCCCGGUCAGUCAGUCCAAGCUGUCUCGGGUCAGCAGUGGAUUCGGCCUGUCCAAACUCACCGGCGCCAGACGCAGCAAGAGGGAGAGCGGGAUUAAUAAAAACAACCUCUCAGCACAGGAAACAUUCCAGUGGAUGUUCACUCACAUCGCGGUGGUCCGGGAUCUUGUAGCCAUGCAGUAUAAAGAAUACCAAGAGAGGCAGCAGAACGCCCUGAAGUACGUCACCGAAGAAUGGGCCGGGAUCGAGUACGAGCUGCUCCGAGAGCGAGGACUUUGGGGCCCCCCUAUCGGCUCGCACCUGGAUAAGUUCCAGCUGGACAUGACCGAGGGCCCCUGUCGGAUGAGGAAGAAGAUGGUUCGCAACGACCUGUUCUAUAUCCACUACCCCUACGUGCCCGACAACGAGUCGACCAACAGCGCACAGAAGCCGCUGCGUUACCGGAGAGCCAUCAGCUACGACAGUAAGGAGUACUACAUGCGCCUGCUGUCGGGUAACCCGGGCAUGUACCAGCACUCCAUCCAGCAGAACACGGAGGGAGAGAGCGCGCAGCAGGAGCCCGAACACGGCGAGGACACCAUCGCGAGGGUCAAGGGUCUGGUAAAAGCCCCCCUGAAGCGUUCCCGCUCUACAGCCGACGGCGGAGACGAGGACAGUCAAGACCAGCUCCAGGAGCUGCUAGAAUCCGGCGCGGUGGACGAGGAGCAGAAGACCGACAACACCACCCUGCUCCGUCUGCUGGAGGAGGGAGAAAAGAUCCAGCACAUGUACCGCUGCGCUCGGGUGCAAGGCCUGGACACCAGCGAGGGGCUGCUGCUCUUCGGAAAGGAGCACUUCUACGUGAUCGACGGCUUCACCAUGACCGUCACCAGAGAGAUCAGAGAUAUCGAGACGCUUCCCGACAACAUGCACGAGCCAAUCAUCCCCAGAGGUGCUCGACAGAGCCAGAGUCAGCUGAAGCGAACCUGCAGUAUCUUCGCCUACGAAGACAUCAAAGAGGUGCACAAGCGCCGCUACCUCCUGCAGCCGAUGGCAGUGGAGGUGUUCUCGGGCGACGGCAGGAACUACCUCCUGGCCUUCCAGAAGGGAGUCCGGAACAAGGUCUAUCAGAGGUUCCUGGCAGUCGUACCGUCGUUAGCAGACAGCUCGGAGUCGGUCUCCGGACAGCGACCCAACACCAGUGUGGAGCAAGGAUCUGGCCUCCUUAGCACUUUAGUAGGAGAGAAAUCGGUUACACAACGAUGGGAGAGAGGCGAGAUCAGCAACUUCCAGUAUCUGAUGCAUUUGAACACGCUGGCCGGCAGGUCCUACAACGACCUGAUGCAGUACCCGGUCUUCCCCUGGAUCCUGGCGGACUUUGACUCUGAGGAACUGGACCUCAAUAACCCCAAGACAUUCCGUAACCUGUCCAAGCCCAUGGGUGCCCAGACCGACGACCGACUCAUCCAGUACAAGAAGAGAUUCAAGGACUGGGAGGAUCCUAAUGGUGAGACCCCGGCGUAUCAUUACGGAACGCAUUACUCCUCCGCCAUGAUCGUGGCGUCCUAUCUGUUGCGAAUGGAACCGUUCACUCAGAUCUUCCUCAGGCUGCAGGGCGGCCACUUCGAUCUGGCCGACCGGAUGUUCCACAGCGUGCGAGAAGCCUGGCUGUCGGCCUCCAAACACAACAUGGCAGACGUCAAGGAGCUCAUCCCGGAGUUCUUCUACCUCCCCGAGUUCCUGCUCAACUCCAAUAACUUUGACCUGGGGAGCAAGCAGAACGGCACGAGGCUCGGGGACGUGAUCCUGCCGCCCUGGGCUAAAGGAGAUCCGAGGGAGUUCAUCAGGGUCCACAGACAGGCUUUGGAGUGCGACUACGUGAGCGCCCACCUGCACGAGUGGAUCGACCUCAUUUUCGGCUACAAGCAGCAGGGUCCUCCAGCCAUGGAGGCCGUCAACGUGUUCCAUCAUCUCUUCUACGAGGGCCAAGUGGACAUCUACAACAUCAACGACCCUCUGAAAGAGACCGCCACCAUCGGCUUCAUCAACAACUUCGGCCAGAUCCCCAAACAGCUCUUUAAGAAGCCCCACCCCCCUAAGCGGGUGCGCAGCAAAUCCAACGGGGACGUUCCGGGCAUUACCGCCUCCAUCAGCUCCACCACAGACAAGAUCUUCUUCCACCACCUGGACAACCUGCGUCCCUCCCUCGCCCCGGUCAAAGAACUGAAGGAGCCGGUGGGUCAGAUAGUUUGUACCGAUAAGGGCAUCCUGGCGGUAGAGCAGAACAAAGUGCUGGUGCCUCCUGCCUGGAACAAGACGUUCGCCUGGGGUUACGCCGACCUCAGCUGCAGACUGGCCAACUACGAAUCGGACAAGGCGGUGAUCGUUUACGAGUGCUUGUCUGAAUGGGGUCAGAUCUUGUGCGCAAUCUGUCCGAAUCCCAAGCUGGUGAUAACCGGUGGCACGAGCACCGGCAUCUGCGUUUGGGAAACGAGCACGGCUAAAGAAAAGGCCAAAACCCUCACGCUCAAACAGGCCCUGCUGGGUCACACGGACGCGGUGACUUGUCUGACGGCGUCCUCGGCCUACCACAUCGUCGUGAGCGGCUCCCGCGACCGCACCUGCAUCGUCUGGGAUCUGAACAAGCUGUCGUUCGUGACGCAGCUGAGGGGCCACCGCGCUCCCGUCUCGGCGCUCUGUAUCAACGAGCUCACGGGCGACGUCGUGUCCUGCGCCGGCACCUACAUCCACGUCUGGAGCAUCAACGGCAACCCCAUCGCCAGCGCCAACACCUUCACGGGGCGGAGCCAGCAGAUCCUGUGCUGCUGCGUGUCCGAGAUGAACGAGUGGGACACGCAGAACGUCAUCGUCACCGGACACUCGGACGGCGUCGUCAGGUUUUGGAGAAUGGAGUUCCUUCAAGUCCCAGAAACCCCUGCGCCAGGACCCGUCGAGCCCUCGGAUGUGCCCGACUGCUGCGGAGAGGAAAAAAUCGACGGGCGCGAACCCGCCGACGAGGACAGCAGCGAGUCAGAUGGCGAGGACGCCAGCGUGAGCCAAGACUGCCAAACCCAGGCGCCCAACGGCCAACCGGGCAGCGCCACGCACCCCCCCAAACCUCCCCGCGCCCGGACCUCCAGCUCCGAGGACUCGCGCCGCUGGUCCGACUCGCUCAGCGUGGACGAGAAGGAGGGCUUCGUGUUCGUCAACUACUCGGAGGGACAGGCCAAGCCGGUCAAUCCCAGCGCCAACGCGCCCGCCACCGCUCACGCCGUGCCGCAGCCCGUGCCGCAGCCCGUGCCGCAGCCGCUGCAGCCCAGCGGCCCGGAGCCACGGCCGUACAGCAAACUCAGAGCAGGCUACAGAUGGGAGAGACAGCUGGUGUUCCGGAGCAAACUCACCAUGCACACGGCUUUCGACCGCAAGGACAACGCUCAGCCAGCCGAAAUCACAGCGCUCGCCAUCUCGAAGGACCACAGCAAGGUGGUGGUGGGGGACGGGCGCGGCCGCGUCUUCAGCUGGUCGGUGAGCGAGCAGCCGGGCCGUUCCGCCGCCGAUCACUGGGUGAAGGACGAGCAGGUGGAGGGAUGUUCGGCCUGCGCCGUGCGGUUCUCCCUCACCGAGAGACGCCACCACUGCAGGAACUGCGGCCAGCUCUUCUGCCAAAAGUGCAGCCGCUUCCAGUCCGAGAUCAAGCGGCUGAAGAUCUCGUCUCCGGUCCGCGUGUGCCAGAACUGUUACUACAACCUGCAGCAUGAACGCAGCUCAGAAGACGGUUCCAAGAACUAACUCGGCACCGCUACCUUUAGAAACCCCCCCCCCACACACACACACACACACACACACACACACACUACACUACUCAUAAAGCACUGACCCGACACACACUCGAACCUAACCGAAUUAGCAGGGUCCCGGGUUCCGCUUUCCCUCCUCACUUACUCCGCCUCCCGCUCGAGCCGGUUGACGUUUCCGGACGAUUCCGAACGCGCCGACGCGCCGAGAUGUUUAUAGUGUAAAUAUUCCGAUGGCCUUUUUAACUACACUAAAGUGAACACGAGAAGUCGGCGUUCGGAAAUGAAACACGUCGCCCGUGAUACAGCGUCGGAGGGGUGCGGUAGACGGUAGACGUCGCCGGGGACGGCGUCCGGAACACUAGCGGGGACGAAUGUUACUAACACGAGAUUGCGUCGAUCUAGUUAUGCAGGAUUCUGUUACGACGAGGCGUUACGACGAGGCGUUGCCCACGGUAUCUCAGCUCCUACGUUCGCAGCGACACACCCCGGUAACACGUCGUGUGCCCAGUAAUACCAGUAUAGGCUCCGGGACCCACCUUGACCAUGAUAUACGGUCUGUUAUACGCUUUAAAACAUCAUAGACUCACGUUAAUGUGAGCGCCAGUGCUGCCUUGUUGCAGCGUUCUGGGGAACCUAGAUCGCUGGCUGUGCAGAGUUCCAACCUCACUGGUGAUGUCGGUCAGCACUGUGAUUGAUUGCCACCCCAUUCUGCUUGGCUAACCCACCGACUCCGGGAUCCGGGUUCGAACCUCAGAGGUGUCGCCCCGUCUGGGGUGUUUGGGAGUGCCACCACGAGUCCAAAUCCCAUAGGUGCAUCUACGCAGCACCUUCGUCUGGGGUGUUCCUGCCUCGCGCGAGCGAGCCCGCCCGCCCAGCGUUUCCCGUCAGAUCCAGACCCACUGCGACCCUGACCAGGAUAAAACUGAAUCGGAUGAAAUUGAAUCAGAAAUGAAAUUGCAUGUCAUGAUGAAAUGAAUCACGUUGUCGAUUUUUAACUGGAAUCAUCUUCGAUGUAGCUACCGUGGGCAGACCGGCAUCGGAUGUGCUGCUUUUAUGAUUGAAGAACCGUUUUUGGGAGGUUUUAUUUCAUUUUUUUUUUUUAAAGAAACUAUUAGACACUUUAAAGGCAGAAUUAUUACCCCUUUUUUUUAUGCUACGUUAGCUGCGAUUCCGAUAUUUUACUGUAUAUUAUUAGCGUGCAAUCAGGACAUCGGAGCUUUCGGGAUUCUGCCCACGACGAGCAGCUUGAGGUCGAUACCGAUAUCGGUCAGAAUUGAAUUCUGCGCCUUGACGUGUCCGUACAAACACGUUUCACGGUUCUGUUCGAGGGAGUUCGAUGUGAUUGGCUCAUUCCUUCACACCGUAUGGACUGUAUAAAGUAUUUAUGCAAUUCUGAUAUUUCCUUUUUUUUUUUUUUAUGAUUAUGUACGUUUCUGUUGCACGUCUAACGCGGCUGACUUCGUGUCGGUGCGCUGUACACGUUCGGCAUUAUUAUUACUAUUAUUGUUAUUAAUGUAAUUAUGAUUUUGCAUUAUUUUUAAGGCAUUAUGAAAUGAUUCGACAGGACGACGACCUGAGAGCUGUACAGACUGACCAUUACCAGUACGAACCGGCCAUUCCGAAAACCCUCGGGUUCACUUUUGUAUUCUGUGUAUGGAUAUCAAGGCCUGAUCACAAAAAUAGAAAAUAAUAAUUCUUAAUAUUUUCUUCUUCGGGGAGGGGAAAAGGGUGGAGGGAGGGAGGGAGGGCGGGAGGGUGGGUCUGGUGUUAGACUGCAUUACUAGAGUAACUGGUGUGCAAUCUGUGUUAGAUGAAUGUUCAUUGUGCGUUGUACAUGCCCUUCCUUGUAGAGUAACCCUGAACUGUACUGUUACUAUAAUGCAAUAGAUCUGCUACUCAUAUUUUUAAUUUUAUUUCAAUUAAAUCCUCACCGUUUAUCACCA